AAAAAAAACACAUCCGCUUAUAUGAGCGCCGCCGCCACUCUCCCCUAACUCACUGUCACGGCGCUUAAACCCGACCCGUUACAUAAAAGAGAGCCUUUUCACCCCGCCGCUACUCUCCAACUCUCUCACUCACAAUGGCCACCGUAUGCCUGAAGCUCACAACCAUCUCCGCCACCGCCACCGCCACUACCGCCAACACAUCACCAUCAAAAUCCCCAACCCAAUUAAGAUUCAACACAUCCACAUCCGCACUACCCUCCUCCACCUACACCAAAUCUACCGAGCCUCUCCCCGUCUUCUCCGCCGUCAAAUCCUUCGCCCCCGCCACAGUCGCCAACUUGGGUCCCGGCUUCGACUUCCUGGGCUGCGCCGUCGAUGGAAUCGGCGACUACGUCAGCCUCCGUGUCGACCCGGACGUCCCCCUCGGCGAGGUCUCCAUCUCCCACAUCUCCGGCGCCGGCUCCCGCCUCAGCAAGAACCCCCUCUGGAACUGCGCCGGCAUCGCCGCCAUCGCCGUCAUGAAGAUGCUUAGCAUCCGCUCUGUUGGGCUCUCCCUUUCCCUCGAGAAGGGCCUCCCCCUCGGCAGCGGCCUCGGCUCCAGCGCUGCCAGCGCCGCCGCCGCCGCAGUCGCCGUCAACGAGCUCUUCGGCGGCCCUCUGUCGUCAUCGGAGCUCGUGAUCGCGGGAUUGGAGUCGGAGGCCAAGGUCUCCGGCUACCACGCCGACAACGUGGCACCCUCGAUUUUGGGCGGAUUCGUCUUGAUCCGCAGCUACGAGCCCUUGGAGCUGAUGCAGCUGAAAUUCCCCCAAGAGAAGAGUCUGUAUUUCGUGCUGGUGAAUCCGGAAUUUGAAGCCCCAACGAAGAAGAUGAGGGCGGCGCUGCCGCCGGAGGUUUCUAUGUCGAACCACGUGUGGAACUGCAGCCAGGCAGGGGCUCUGGUGGCGUCGGUGCUGCAAGGUGACCUAAUUGGAUUGGGGAAGGCGCUGUCGUCGGAUAAGAUUGUGGAGCCGAGGCGGGCGCCGCUGAUUCCGGGGAUGGAUGCGGUGAAGAAGGCAGCAAUCGAGUCAGGGGCGUUCGGGUGCACGAUCAGCGGGGCUGGGCCGACUGCGGUGGCCGUGACGGACUGCGAAGAGAGGGGCAGGGAGAUUGGGGAGAGAAUGGUGGAGGCCUUUUGGGGAGAGGGGAACUUGAAGUCUUUGGCAAUGGUGAAGCAGCUUGAUAGAGUUGGAGCGAGGCUUGUCAGCAGUGUGCCAAGAUGAUAUAUGUAGUUUUAUCUAUGGCUCAUGCAUUUCAUUAAUACUGCUUCUCUUUCAAAUGUUUAGUUUCUAAGAUUGCAUUCAUUUUGGUGUGGAUUGGCAUUUUGGGAUCUUUUUUGUUGUGCUUUUUAAGGAUGUUGUAGGAAUAAUGGAAUAUGUGAUUUCCAAUCUAGCAAUGGCUGUUUUAGGUGGUUUCUAUUGAUAUAAAUUGCAGAAUAUGAUUCUGAGCCUA
Salvia miltiorrhiza (redroot sage) is the source of this 1488-nucleotide messenger RNA. Its product is annotated as homoserine kinase-like. The record is from RefSeq and is a predicted model, not a curated record. Gene Ontology annotation, biological process: L-threonine metabolic process. The transcript has a single exon. Lineage: Eukaryota; Viridiplantae; Streptophyta; Magnoliopsida; Lamiales; Lamiaceae. The coding region runs from base 135 to 1259 and encodes 374 amino acids. Gene Ontology annotation, molecular function: ATP binding; homoserine kinase activity.